Messenger RNA from Corapipo altera (White-ruffed manakin), 1157 nucleotides. Its product is annotated as nucleoporin NUP159-like. The transcript has 5 exons. The record is from RefSeq and is a predicted model, not a curated record. NCBI's taxonomy places the organism in Eukaryota, Metazoa, Chordata, Aves, Passeriformes, Pipridae. Bases 36 to 1157 code for a protein of 373 amino acids.
CACAGGACAGUCAUGUCCCAUUAUCCCAACACAGGAUGGCCAUAUCCCGUUAUCCGAACUCAGGAUGGGCCAUAUCCUGUUAUCCAAACACGGGACAUCCGUGUCCCAUUAUCCCAACAGAGGAUGGGCCACAUCCUGUUAUCCCAAUGCAGGACAGUCAUCUCCCGUUAUCCCAACAGAUGAUGGCCAUAUCCCAUUAUCCCAACUCAGGAUGGCCAUAUCCCGUUAUCCCAACACGGGAUGGGUCAUAUCCCGUUAUCCCAAUGCAGGACAGUCAUAUCCCAUUAUCCCAACACAGGAUGGCCGUAUCCCAUUCUCCCACCACAGGACAUCCAUGUCCCAUUAUCCCAACAGAUGAUGGCCAUAUCCCAUUCUCCCGCAGCAGGACAUCCGUGUCCCGUUAUCCCAACACAGGACAUCCGUGUCCCGUUAUCCCAACAGAGGAUGGCCAUAUCCCGUUCUCCCACAGCAGGACAUCUGUGUCCCGUUCCAGGCCUCUCCUCCUCGUUGAGCCUGAGGGGUCCGCAGGCGCUUCCACAUCUCCUCUUGAGCACCGGUAUCAAAGGCUCCGGCACAGCUCCGGGCACCUGACCUUGGGCCAGCGCAGGAGGAGGGAGAGCUCCGGAGCCAGCCCAGCACGGUCUCCGUCUCAUUCCCAGGGGGAAGAUCCGUUCACGGACGAAAUCGCGGAUCAGGACGUGGACGAGGCUCUGGAAGGCGGAGACGGCGCCGAGCGGAGACCGAGCGAGGCCACGGCCGCCCCGGACGGGGAAGGAGCCGCCGGGGGAACCGCGGAAGGGGGAGAAGCUUCCCAGGAGUUUUCCAAACCCGAGGAAUUCCUUAAAACCCUGGGAGAGCAGGACCAGCCCCCCAAGCCGCUGCUGAUGCCGCCGUUCCUGCAGGACGACGAGCUGGAAGCCGAGGAGGAGGCGGCGGCGCCUUCGGAAGCCGCGGAAGAGCCGCCGGAGGGUGCCCAAAACCCCCCGGAAUCGGGGCUUUCCCCCCAAAAUCAAACUGAGGGCCGGGCAGGGAAGGAGGGGGAGGAAGAGGAGGAAAAGGGGAAUAAAGCAGCGGCCGGAGGCAGCGAGGAAGAGGAGGAGGAGGAGGAGGAGGAAGAGGCUCCGGCAGCCGCGGAGCCGCAGCCGGAAGAACUGUGA